This is a messenger RNA of Emiliania huxleyi CCMP1516, 575 nucleotides long. RefSeq lists its product as hypothetical. The transcript is spliced from 3 exons. The record is from RefSeq and is a predicted model, not a curated record. NCBI's taxonomy places the organism in Eukaryota, Haptophyta, Isochrysidales, Noelaerhabdaceae. Bases 1 to 402 code for a protein of 133 amino acids.
AUGGCUGACGCGGGCCCGAGCAUCAGUGCCCUGAGCGCAGGCCCCAACAACUGCGCGCUCGAGGAGGCCAUCACGCUCGAGAUGGACUUCACCACUCCACGCGAACUGCCGGCGGGCAGCUGGCGCGUGCGGUUCGUCGCCGACACGGCUGGCUCGUGCAAGGUCGUCGAGCUUGGCUCGACGGAUGCGCAGCGCUACCCGGAGGGGCCGGGUAAGAUGAGGUUCCACCGCGACUCUCUCGACGUGAUGCACCUGCAGCGGGCGAUCCUCUGCAACGUCGGGCUGAUGACGGCCACGCUGCUAGACGGCGACGACGAGGUGCUGGAGGUGCCGAUGGUGGUGCACGUCACGCCGGACAGUGCGGGCAAGCUCUUCAGGUCAAUAUACAACCCGCUGGAGUGAAUACGCCGGGAUCAUAGCGUCGCGCCGAGAGCCCGAGCGGGGCCGAGGCCGCCACCGGGGUGCUGCGGCAGGGGCGGACCUCAGUAACGUCUACACACCGAAGGGCGUUCGUCUUUCGUUCUCGCGCACGGUACUCUCACGUGUCACGAGCCCUUGCUUCUGAAAAGAGUCUC